AUGAAAUCCUGGUAUCGAUGUUUAUGUAUACUGUUCAUUUUUAUCCUCUAUUUCCGAUUUACUACGGCUUAUCCUUCAUCAAGUAUACAAGAACAGCGCAGUUUUCUUCUUUGUCAUUUAUCUCCAGUAUCAUGCAAGCGUAGUUUGUCUGAUACAGACGAAACUGAAAAUUUAUUGAAAACGAAUAUUAAUGAUAAACUUCAAAUGUGUUUUGGUUUAAAUAGACCAUUUUGGUUUUGUUUCGACAAAUUAUUAUUGUAUGGGCUGCAACACAAGAAAAAUCAAUAA
Messenger RNA from Rotaria sordida, 288 nucleotides. Lineage: Eukaryota; Metazoa; Rotifera; Eurotatoria; Philodinida; Philodinidae. The record is from the annotation of a GenBank genome assembly.